Gongylonema pulchrum is the source of this 621-nucleotide messenger RNA. Lineage: Eukaryota; Metazoa; Nematoda; Chromadorea; Rhabditida; Gongylonematidae. The record is from the annotation of a GenBank genome assembly.
UCGGUCGAAGAGAGCCAAGCAAGCUCAUCGAAGCAGUCCGCUGCUGUAGCAGUGAAGCAGAGCGUGGUGUGCGGCGAGGAGAAUAAAGUGAUGGAGCGAAACGAAAUAUCCCAAAACGAGAACAAGACAACGGAACGAAGUGAGGCAUCCGAUAAGGAGAAUAAGAUUGCUCAGAUGGCACUUAAUAAUGAGGAGGAAGCAGCAUCAGCAAUGGCAGCAACAGCAGCAAAAGAGGAAGAGGAUGAAAGCGAAUGGCGAUUGGUGACUGCCCGAAAUAAGCACCGCAAAAGCACCGAAGAUGUAAUGUCAGAUGUUAAAGAAAAAAAGCAGGGCAGGGUAGACAAUGUAACGGUCAGUUCUUUUCAUAUAUCUCCGAAGCGAGCCCCAAUGAAUGUUUACGAACGUUUGUCAAGUGGUGUUCUUCGGCCACCAAAUGCUCUACGGGCUCCUGUAUUAUCAGAAUCAGCAGGACGAGGAGGCUUAUUGUAUCCUCGAUCUGCCAUGGAUUUGCCACAAACUAAAGUAAUUUAUUGUUCAUUUAGUCAGAAACUACGGAAAUGUAACUGUACAAAAGGAGGUAGUAGAGAUGUCGAAGUGUGGUGUAAAAAGUUUUCGCCUUAG